AGAAUAGACUUGUUGCUACUUAAUAAACAAUAAUUACAAAGUAUACAGAUGAUAAUACCUAAGUUCUACUAAGUAACUUGAUAGACAGUUCACCUGACUCAUACUAUAAAGAAACUGCCAACCUGCAGUGAAACAGUAUAGUGGAGUAUGCUUCAUACCCCACCGGUUCAUCGAGGAGCAGCCAGCACCCGUUUCCGGCCCCUCUCCCUGGACACUCCGAAGCCCCUGUUCCCCAUAGCAGGCAAGCCUCUCAUCCAGCACCACAUCGCAGCCUGUGCCAAGUUGACGGAGUGCCGGGAGAUCCUGAUCAUCGGCUCCUAUCCGACCACGCACAUGGCUCAGUUUGUUAGUGACAUGCAGAAAGAAUACCACGUCAUUAUUCGGUACCUGCAAGAGUUCACGCCCCUGGGCACGGGGGGUGGGCUGUACCACUUCAGAGACCAGGUCCGCGCCGGGAACCCCACAGCGUUCUUCCUGCUCAAUGGAGACGUGUGCGCAGACUUCCCUCUCAAAGAGCUCUGGACUUUCCACGAGGAGAGGCCUACUGCUUUGGUAACAAUAAUGGGUACCGAAGCGACCCGCCAGCAGUCUGUGCACUAUGGGUGCAUGGUUCGGGACACCACCUCAGCGGUGACACACUACGUGGAGAAGCCAGGCAGCUAUGUGUCGACGUUGAUCAACUGCGGGGUGUAUGUGUGCUCGCCAGCAGUCUUCAACACUAUGGCCGACGCCGCACAGAAGAAGCAGGACUCCUUCUACAGUGGCAACGGACAGAACAGCGCGCACCCGGGGUACCUGUCCUGGGAGCAAGAUGUAUUGUCGCCGCUCGCCGGGACCAACAAACUGUAUGCUUUACAGGUAACGAACUGGUGGUCUCAAGUGAAGACGGCGGGCUCGGCGAUCUACGCUAACAGACACUACCUGGAGCUGACGCGGCCGCCGCCACCCGCCAGCUGCCACGUGCUUCCCGACGUGUUCCUGCACCCCACCGCCACUGUAGACCCCACCGCUGUGAUCGGGCCAAACGUGUCGAUCGGCGCAGGAGUGUCGAUAAAGGCUGGCGUCCGGAUAAAGGAGUCAAUUGUUCUCAACAACGCCACCAUCAACGACCAUGCUUUAGUCAUGUACUCUGUUGUGGGUCAGGACGCGUGCGUGGGCGAGUGGGCGCGCGUCGAAGGCACACCCUCCGACCCUGACCCGAACAAGCCCUUCGCUAAGAUGGACAACCAACCGCUCUUCAACACCGACGGACGGCUCAACCCCUCCAUCACCAUACUUGGCGCCGGAGUGAUAGUGCCCGCUGAGACGAUCCUCCUCAACUCCAUAGUUCUACCGCACAAACACCUCACUAGAAGCUUCAAGCACGAAAUCAUAUUAUAGCUAGCAUAUAACCAUUACGAUUGCUAAUGGACUGCACUAUUUACAAAGACCAAAUUAUAUUUUAAAAAUUUUAUAUAAUUACUUAUGUGUAAUCUUAAUAUUUAAGCAAAAUUUUCUUUUCCUAAGAACUAAAGCUCGUUUUAAAGUUGGUAUGCAGGGUGUUAGUGACAUCGUAACGAAAACUUUUAAUGAUUUUUCUUUAAAACCCUGCGAAUGUCGCCAUGCAAGUUAAAGAAACUACCUGGUAAUUUAUUAUAUCUAAAGAAUGAAGCGACGAAAUAUAAUUACAAUUGCAUUUGACUGACAUUUUAUGUUACAAAAUAAUUACCGAAUACAUAAGUCUAAGUCUACAAAAUAUAUUCGACAAAAACAGGGCUAUGUAAUUUUGUCUAACGUAAGCUGCUUUUUUUCCCUAAAAAAGUACCAUGGAAAAUGCUGCACCGACAAGAGCGUGGCUCUUAAAUUGAUGAUGAUGAAGCUGCUUUUUGAAUGCCAAAAGAAUGGAAAAACUGUAGAUGGCGCUGUACAGUUUUGUCUUCAUUUAGCCUUCUAACAUUUGAUAACAGAUAUUUGCGUCUUUUCUCUUUGUAUUUGGGUAUAAACGAUGACUUUUAUUACGCCCAAGCACAAUUACAUCUUCCACCCAUUAUUAUUCUGAUCAAAAUAAAUAUCAAGCAACAGUUAUUCUUAUACAAGUCUCUGCCGAUACAUUAUAUUUUUGUAUAAUCAUGUAUCCCGAAUAAUUAUCGCUAUCUGAACAGCGCCAUCUAUAUUAUUUUUGGGAAACGUAGCUUGGAAAGUCCGUCAUUGGUUAUCUCUGAACCUAUAUUUAUAAAGUUUUCUUUGCAGUUUCGAAUUGAAUUUAACUCCAAUAAGAUUGUACUUAUCGUAAACUUAAUUUCAUACAUUUAUAAAUAUGUGAGUUAAAAUGACCAGUAAUUUAACUUCAAUAAGAUUGUACUUAUCGUAAACUUAAUUUCAUACAUUUAUAAAUAUGUGAGUUAAAAUUACCAGUCCCAUUGUCAUUUCAUCUAUAUUAAUUCGUAUCCAAAGUGUAUUUUUUUUUUUUGUAUUCUUAAUUAUCUGUAUAUAGGCCUUAAAUUAUCUGGUGCUGAGAAU
Molecule: messenger RNA, 2499 nt
Organism: Pectinophora gossypiella (pink bollworm)
Lineage: Eukaryota; Metazoa; Arthropoda; Insecta; Lepidoptera; Gelechiidae
Gene: Gmppa
Product: mannose-1-phosphate guanyltransferase alpha-A
Exons: 9
Coding region: 148-1380 (410 amino acids)
Biological process (GO): biosynthetic process
Cellular component (GO): cytoplasm
Source: RefSeq, a predicted model, not a curated record